GGAUGGACAAAUUCAAGAUGGAAUUGACAUGUCUAUGAAUUUUGACUGCUUCUGGGAUUUGUUGGAAAAAUUUGAGUCGGCCACCGAUGUAUCAUGUAUUAAAAUAAUACAGGAUUUUUUUUAUCCUUGCAUUCAACUUUUGACUUCGUUGGUACAAAAUCCUGUUAAUCUGGAAAACAAAAAUGAAAUGGGAGAGUUGGUGAGUUUGCUUGAUGAAAUGAAGCAACUUAAAGCCUCAUCGAGCCUCUUCUCCAUUGAUACGGUGACAGAGAAGUGCACUACAAGUGAACUCUCAAACAAAAUUUCUUCAAUGCCAUCAAAAGUAGCACACAUCUUGAAUCAGCUGAAUUUGUCUUGCAAGAGGAAUACCAAUGUUCAGUCUGAUCCAUCACAAGCCAACACUGCAGUAGGCAAUGAUGACCACGGACAAGCCGUUUUGAAGGAAUCAAAAGAAAACAUGUCCAACAAUUCUCAAGCUGCAGUUAUUUCAGGACAAGGAAAGGCCAAGGAAAAUAACAAGCGGAAUAAAUACAAAUCCAAAAAUAACAAGCGAGGGAAAAAGAAUAAGUGAAAAUGCACUUAUGAUAAACUUUUUGGCGUUUUGU
Molecule: messenger RNA, 605 nt
Organism: Medicago truncatula (barrel medic)
Lineage: Eukaryota; Viridiplantae; Streptophyta; Magnoliopsida; Fabales; Fabaceae
Exons: 3
Coding region: 29-571 (180 amino acids)
Source: RefSeq, a predicted model, not a curated record